Botrytis cinerea B05.10 is the source of this 1105-nucleotide messenger RNA. RefSeq lists its product as hypothetical. Lineage: Eukaryota; Fungi; Ascomycota; Leotiomycetes; Helotiales; Sclerotiniaceae. The transcript has 2 exons. The coding region runs from base 639 to 947 and encodes 102 amino acids. The record is from RefSeq and is a predicted model, not a curated record.
GGGGCUUACCGAGCCCAGUCAUUCAAUGCAGUCAUUCAAUAAUGGGGUAGAGUAGUGACUCUAAUAAGUGAUUACGCCAACGCAACGCUGUGAACGAUAGUCGGUAAUGGCGCAGAAUCAAAGUUGGGGGCCUAUAUUUACUGGAGCAUUAAUAACUGGGGCGUUCACUGUGAUGCGACACUGUGCCGGGCUAGGCUAUCCGCCCCCGCCCACUAACAUGUGGCUUCGCUAAGCUUGCUUGCUGUAUGCCAAUUCUCUCCAUCCGUGCUCAGCCGUGUCCAAAGACGAUCUAAUAUCUGAUACCAACUAGGCUGUACCUAUCCCUAUCUAUUCCCAGGUAUCUACAUCAUAUCACACGAAAGUCACGCCAAGCCUCCAUUCGAAACGCCGUUUCCAACUCUUGGGAAACCUUAAAAACGCCAGAGGUAUAACAAUAGAUCAAAUACUGAGCACGUCGAUAGCAUAUCUAUAAAGGGUAUUCUUUCCUAAACCCCUUCCAUACGCACGUAAUCAUACUCCAAGAUGCAUUUCCCCGCUCUCCUCGCCGAUGAGCGCCUGACCCAACUUCAACGUUCAACCGCCACCUCCCAAUACUCUGGUAGCUCCGAAGCCACACACAAUUCUCCCAUUCAGAUAUCAUGCAUGGUUUUAAUUAUUCUCGGAAUAGUUGCAAAAGCAGCGUUUGCGGUGGAAAGUUUGGACUGGCUGGAUUAUACUAUUCUUUGUGUUUUGGUAUGUACCGUGGUGCUGAAAGCACUCAUAGAUAUUCGAAGCUAACACAUGUAUCAGACGGGAAUUUGGUAUUCUCGACGACGACCGACUACGUAUGUAGUUCUUUGAAUUCAGGACCAGGUAGUCCUGGCAUUAGUAUGGCGUUGGUGCGGACGGAAGGGAAUAUGAGAUAUAGCUACGAUUAUGGAUACGGUUUGGUUUUGGUUCCAGGAUAGGGUUUUGGUUACAUUCUGAUUUUCUAUGCGCUGGAUGGGCUGGAUGGUGAUGGGUCAUGGGAACUGGACGGACAGAUUUGCAUUUUGGAUGGCGUACUAGAAAUUACGAAUUAUGAAUGAAACUACUUAUCAACUGCAUCACUUUAGAGCAACACACA